UAAUCAAUUGCAAGAUAAUUAUAUAAUUUGACAUUGAAUUAGCGAUAAGUAAAUUUUAAGUUCGUGCGUACUUGUACUUAAAUUUAAGACGCUAAUCCUAGAGAUAACUUGAGUGCAAGUGUACCGAUAAAUAUUUGCUAUGUAUAAUUUAUUCUGAACUUUGAAGUGUAAUCUAUUUAAUAAUUGAUGAUUAGCUGACUAGAUUUUCUGUUAAUAAUUUAAUUAGUUGAGGAAAUUUUAGUGCGGAAGAAGAUAUUUUAGCUUCGAGGUUUCGAUGUUUAUUUGGUUUUUUUUUUUGUUAUUAUGAUCUGGGGAUUUAGUGGGCGAUAAAUAUCUCGAGGGGAAGGUGCAGGAUGAGGUCAGUGAAAAUUGUGUCCUCGUUUUGCGAUAAUGAUUGUUGGCUUUAGCUUGGUGAUUGACAGAGCUCGCUGAGUUUUAUUCUAUCGAGUGUUGAAUGAGCCGCUUGAUCUAUUUAGCUCCGAGUUAUUUUAUUUGUUAUUUUUAUUGUUAUGGAAGAAGUGGAAGAUUGCCACCGAGAGGAGAUUCAGUUCCAGGAAUUUUUGGCUUUUGGUAAAACAGACAAAUUAUCAAAAAUGACUACGGAACAGAGCAACUAUUCUAAAAAGAGAAAACAUUUAAAAUACGGAAAUUCAACUGAUCUCAAAAUGUCAGAGUUCCAAAAAAUAGAAAAUAUUGAAAAAGAUGACACGAAGAACCACAAAAAUGGAACAAAUAAUUCUCCCAACGAUCACAAAAAAUUGAAGCAUGUUUUGAGAAAAAAAGUUUUCGAAACGCGUAACUCGACACUCACUGAUCUCUUUAAUGAAAUUAAGCAUGUCAAAACAAUUUACAAUUUUUUCGUAGCAUUGUUCUUGAUUGCGUUUUUGAACACAGCUGUUUAUGACAUUCUUCAAAAUGGAUCUCUAAGCCUCGGAUUCUUUACGAUAAAAUUGGGAUUCGGAAAAAUGACAACUGUUAUAAAAAUGUGGUGUUUUAUGGAGGCUUCAUCUUAUAGUGUGUAUUAUUUCUACAAUUUUUAUGCUCAUCAACGAAUUAAAUUAUCACCAAAAUCAUUUCAGUUAAAAAUUUGGGAUUACACGUGGUUCUUGCUAUUUGUUGCAUAUCAACUAACGUUCUUAGUUCUGCCGGCACACAUAACCUUAAAAUCCCAGCUUCCGCCUCCUUCUGCUACCAUCGUUUUAAUGGAACAGGUCCGCAUGAUUAUGAAAAUUCAUGCCUUUGUUCGAAGCACUGUUCCAUCAGUAUUGAAUCGUAAAUUAAAUGACGGAAGUGGAGAUCUUAUUCCAAAAUUCAAUAAAUUUUCGUACUUUAUGUUUGCACCGACUUUGAUUUAUCAAGAUAAUUAUCCAAGAACUGAAAAAAUCAGAUGGCGUGUAGCUACAAAAUAUUUUCUAGAAGCUGUCUUUGCAAUAUUAUUUGUAUCAUUGAUGUUCGAGCGCUACGUUCUUCCAGCUUACAAAGACUUUGGUCGUGAACCAUUUAAUUUGCACACAUUUUCAUCACGGAUAAUAAGCACUACAUUACCAGGAACAAUAAUAUACCUCUGUGGAUUUUACUGUUUGCUCCAUGCUUGGAUGAAUGGAUGCGCUGAGUUGACGCGCUUUGGGGACAGAUUGUUUUACCAGGACUGGUGGACUUCAGUAUCAUACGGCAAAUACUAUCGAACUUGGAACAUCGUGGUGUACGACUGGCUCUACACUUACAUCUACAGAGACUUUUACGAAAAAUUGUUUCCAGGUAACAAGUUAAUAGCGACAUUUUCCGUGUUUUUCACAUCGGCAGUCGUCCAUGAGUACAUACUAGCAUGUGUAUUCCGAUUUUUCUACCCAGUGAUGUUUUUAUUUUUCGGAGUCUUCGGAUUCGUUCUUGUCUUGAUAACAAAAAAAGAGUCGAGCGCAAUCGGCAACAUUUUUCUGUGGUUCUCUCUGAUAACCGGCUCCGGUAUGAUGGUCAGUUUCUACACCAUGGAAUAUUUUGCUCGGCUUAAUUGUCCAGGAUUAAAAGACGAAUUUUUGGAUUCCUUCGUGCCCAGAAGUUGGCUUUGCUAUGACCGAUUUUCCGGCGGAAACGGUGAAAAUCAUCUAGUUUUGUAUAUAAGUACUUUGUCUUUUUUGACUUUAUUUACAUUGUUGUAUAAAAAAUUCGGUUAAUUUUUUUUUGUGUUUAUUUAAUCAUAAUUUAAUUAUUUGUGAUGUGUUUAAGUC
Messenger RNA from Cotesia glomerata, 2225 nucleotides. Its product is annotated as sterol O-acyltransferase 1. The coding region runs from base 510 to 2171 and encodes 553 amino acids. Gene Ontology annotation, cellular component: endoplasmic reticulum membrane. Gene Ontology annotation, biological process: cholesterol metabolic process. NCBI's taxonomy places the organism in Eukaryota, Metazoa, Arthropoda, Insecta, Hymenoptera, Braconidae. The transcript has 9 exons. The record is from RefSeq and is a predicted model, not a curated record.